Molecule: messenger RNA, 1622 nt
Organism: Ooceraea biroi (clonal raider ant)
Lineage: Eukaryota; Metazoa; Arthropoda; Insecta; Hymenoptera; Formicidae
Product: Multiple inositol polyphosphate phosphatase 2
Molecular function (GO): acid phosphatase activity; inositol phosphate phosphatase activity
Source: RefSeq, a predicted model, not a curated record
CGUACACAUUUAAUUAAUAAUAAAUCUGUAUCACUGUCAUUGUCGUUACUUAACUCACCCGUUCAACCAAAUCAAAUGUAAACAAACAUUGUCAUCUCUCACUGGCCACUCGAUGACUCGAGUUGUCGCAUCGAAUCAAGUGACGUCUGGAUUUUCUCACAUUGGAAACGUUGUAUGAAGGAUCUUAUCUUGAAGAUUCAUGUAUUAACAUUUGCAAGACGUUACUUUUCUAAAAAUGCUUUGGAAACUGUUUGUUGAAAUUAAUAUACUUGGUAUGGUAAUUGCAAAUAUUUUUGUUGCUUCUACGUAUAAACAUAAUGAUGACAAUUAUGAGUGUAAGCUAGGAGCAAAAACACCAUACAGGUGUAUAGCUAAUUACGAUGAUGCACCAUUAAAAUAUGCAGGCUGUAUACCUAAAAAGAUCUGGUUACUUUUGCGUCAUGGGACACGGUACCCAGGCAGCAAGUACAUACCUCGUAUGAUGGACGAAUUACCACAAUUGCAACAUAUAAUAUUGGAGAAUUAUAAAAAUGGCACAACGAGUCUGUCAGCUGACGAUGCAGUAUUGCUUAAGGAAUGGAGAUUUCCACUUGUUCCAAGCGACAUGAUGAAACUAGCAGCGGAAGGAGAAAAUGAAAUGAAUGAUCUUGCUGAAAGAUACCAAGCAAGGUUCUCAUCAUUGAUGCCAGAUACUUAUAGCAACCAGACAUACAAAUUUAAAUUUACCUCCACUCAACGUACAGAAGAGAGUGCAAAACACUUUGCAAUCGGUUUAUUUGGGUGGCACAAUAGCCAGAAGGUCUGGUAUCCCAAACCAGUGUAUCAAGAUCCAGUGAUAAGAUUUUAUAAGGCUUGUCCUCGCUGGCGACAACAAGUUGAUAAGAAUCCAGACGCGAUGUUAGAGAAAAGAAGAUUUUUGAAUAGCGAGGUUGUUGCAGAUAUGUUGAAUAAUAUUACAAAACGUAUUGCCUACAAAAUCAAUUAUGACACUGCACAUUUAAUGCAUACAAUGUGCGCGUUUGAAACUGCUUGGAAUCAGAGUGAGGUGUCUCCAUGGUGUAAAAUAUUUUCAUUAAAUGAUUUCAGGGUUUUUGAAUAUGCUGAAGAUCUAGAAUUCUAUUGGAUCGAUGGAUACGGUUAUCGAUUAACCUAUGAACAAGCAUGUCCCGCCUUGAAAGACAUGUUUGACUUUUUUACAUCGAAAGAAGAACAAACGGCAAAAGUCCAUUUUACGCAUUCUGGCACGGUUCUGAAAUUAUUAGCUCUACUUGGUGUAGCCAAAGAGGCAUAUCCUUUGAUGCAUGACACUUUUGUAUUGAACGAGAGAAACGAAAGAGCAUGGAGAAGCAGUAUUAUUGAUGCAUUUGCAUCCAACAUAGCAUUUGUUUUAUACGAUUGCUCAUCGCACGGUCCUAGCAUUCUAUUUAUGCUUCAAGAACGGCCAGUAUCUUUGCCGCACUGCCCAAAUGGUGCGCCAUGUCCAAUGUCUAUCAUGAAAACAGCGUACCCAGAUCGUGACGAAGAAUGCCAGUUUGAUGCCAUGUGUCGUAUAGAAAACAAGUUACAUAAUACUGUAUCUUUAUAGGAAAUUCUAAAUGUAUCUCAAACAAUUUCUUAUAUAA